Anneissia japonica is the source of this 3090-nucleotide messenger RNA. Its product is annotated as putative Ras-related protein Rab-33. The transcript is spliced from 2 exons. The record is from RefSeq and is a predicted model, not a curated record. Gene Ontology annotation, cellular component: Golgi apparatus; endosome. Lineage: Eukaryota; Metazoa; Echinodermata; Crinoidea; Comatulida; Comatulidae. Bases 188 to 901 code for a protein of 237 amino acids. Gene Ontology annotation, biological process: Rab protein signal transduction. Gene Ontology annotation, molecular function: GTP binding; GTPase activity.
UCUCGAGAGACACCGUGAUGGCUGACUUACGAAGGGUGGAUGUUUGAUAGCCUGUAUAUUUGGAAUACAACAUAUUUUUAUGUAAUACAUUUAAUAACACGAGAAUUGGGAUACAUAAACCAUCAGAUUAUAAGUAUUUUGUGGGCAUUGUUUAUUUGGACGAUUUGAAAGUGCCACUUCAACUAGGAUGAGUGAUAAUAAAGGUGACACGAGCGAGCCCACCUCAACCCUAGAAAACCCAUACGAUGAAUCUGACAAACAAAAACGUAUCUUCAAGAUUAUUGUGAUAGGGGAUUCUAAUGUUGGAAAGACAUGCCUUACUUUUCGUUUUUGUGGUGGAAAAUUUCCAGAAAAGACUGAGGCUACAAUAGGGGUAGAUUUUAGAGAAAAGACGAUCGAUGUUGAUGGCGAAUCACUUAAGUUACAACUAUGGGAUACAGCAGGGCAGGAACGUUUUCGCAAGAGUAUGGUACAACAUUAUUACCGCAACGUUCAUGCUGUUGUCUUUGUGUAUGAUAUGACUAAACUAAGUACAUUUGAAAGUUUACCGACAUGGAUCGAUGAAUGUGAUAGACACUCUCUCUCACCGGAUAUACCUCGUGUUUUGGUCGGCAACAAGUGUGACAUACGAGAAAAGGUUUUAGUCACAACCGGAAUGGCGCAGAAAUUUGCAGAUGCAAACAACAUGCCGCUGUUUGAAACUUCAGCAUUGGAUUCAAAAGAAUCAGAAAAUGUGAUAGCGAUAUUUAUGACUCUUGCGCAUAAACUUAAAACGCACAGGCCAAUGAUGUUACCAUUGUCUACGCCGGCCACAGAUGCGCACAAGUCUAGGAUAGUACGAGUAGACGAAAAGCCGCAUUAUGAAUUUGAGAGGGACUCGGACGGCCCAUGUCCGUGCUGAAAGUAUAUUUAUCCAACGAAAAACAGUAAUGCAUCGUCUGCCGAAAUAGUCAAAGAUAUAAAAUAUUACACAAUAUUUUCUUGUAUGUGAAUUGUAUAGGAUUGUAUAAAUAUCUUUGUGUAACUUAUUGUCUGUGAUAUAUAGUUAUAUAUAAUAUUAAUAUGAUUGUACACUAUAGUUAGUAUAUGGACACAUGUACUGUGUAGAUUAGUAAUAAAGGUCAUAGGUCAUUUAAGUAGUCUUUAGCUCUGUUGACCCUCAACCACGUAAUGAGUAGCAUUGCAUAUAAUUAUGUCGAAUAGUAGCCACCAAGAUAGGCUUGAAUAUGAGUACAGUUUGCCCUCCAAUUUAAGACCGCUCUAAUUAUAAGACCCUCUAAUUUGAGACCACCUUUUCAAAGUAUCAACUAGCAUUAACAAUUUGCAACACAAAUUAAACUUUCUAAUUGAAGACCAAACUCUGUGGUCUCAAUUUGGGGGAUGAACUGAAUUUGACUAAGUGCCCAGUAAUUUGGUUUCAACUAAGAGCCCUGUAAUUUUGUUCCACUAUACAAGUUAAAUGCAUGAAUAAAUAUGAAGAAGCUUCACACUUUCAGAUUAUGAACAAUCCUGCAAAGACUGUCGCUUGCACGUUGUUCCUACGGUCCCAUAAAAAAAAAUCGCAAAAUUACAGAGAGUGUACACGUGUGCGUUUGUAGAACAAGCACUGUUUCAAGACCUGUUCUGACUGGUCAACUGUUAAGUUCGGUUGAGAUUCCGGAAUGCUCCAUUUCAAACAGCAUUUUUUUAUGUACUUAUGUCCUAAUGUUUUCGGAUCCCAAUGUAUUGAAUUUUCAGUUUCAUUCAGUUGAUUUAUAUUUAAUAGUUAAAAUCAAUAAAAUUGAUGGCCUAUAACUUGGAUUUGUGUGUUAAAAGAUGACUUAUUUUGGACAAUAAUGGUAGAUUAAAAGUUAUAGACAAAAAUUGCUUACAUAACCACUAUAAUGAUUCUACUGGAACACUAACCAUAUAAAGCAGGGAAAAUCAAAUUAUUCCUUUAUCUGUAUAGUUUUGGUGCAUUUUAAUAUAAUUUCUAUAUUAUAAAAUUCUAUUAAUGUAAAAAAACUCAUCACAAUUAUGUUAUGUUAAAAUUUUUAACCUUCAAAAUUGUAUAAUGCCAUAAAAUACCCAGUAAAUAUUCAUUAUCACAUGAGGUAUUGCGAAUGAAUUAUUAAAAUACUAAGUUACAUAUUUUAUUCAAACAAUAUUAUAAAUGAUAUAUUGUACAAAACUUUCUUUUUGUGGUAUUUAUAGAAUUUAUUGUGUUAUUACUGUAUACUUUCAAUUUUUGUUUCCAAGGAAAUCGACUUUUUAUAUUCAUGCUAGAUAUUUAAUUAUUGUUGUAGUGAUGGCAUUUUAGGCUACGUAUGUUUAAUACUUAUGCUGAAAUAGUGCAGUAAUCAUGUUUUUUGUAAAGAUGGUAGAUUGCAUCCAGUACAUAUAAUCACUGAAUAGAUGGUAUUAUUAUUAUUAUUAUUUAUAAUAACGACAUUGUCAUAAUAGUGAUCGACCAAGGGCCGAUGCGAUGCAAUGCAGAGUGUGCAAAGAUAAAUAUGAGAAAGCAAAAAAAAACUAAUAUUGAAGAAUUUUGAUAAGGCAAAUGGAAAGGUGAUUAUUGGCUGACAGCAAAGAGUAUAGAAAUGCAAAAGCUCCGACUGCCCUCAUUUUGUAUGCAUGCAAUGGAACAUUAAAAAAAGCUCAUCUUUUGAAGGACACGCCCUUCAUGGCAGUAAUUUUGAAAUUGGAUAGCAUUCCCAAGAAACACAGGAGUCGGACCUCUUGUUUGUAGUUCUAUUAUGUGCUCUUUGCUGACCACAUGAGUUGAAAAGACCUUGACUCACAUUGUCAAAAGAUGAGUGCAAAGGGCGCCCCUGCAAUCAAGUGAUAUUUAGCAUUAUUUAGCAAUGACAAUAUAAUGAUUCCUACAACACACCAAAAUAUUUUUGAAUGCAAUGUAAGUUUGAAUAUAUUAUAUUAAAUAUAAUGUAAUCUAUUUUUGUGCCGUUUACUGUCUCCGAGUGUGACUAUACUUUACGUAGGUUGAUGGAACGUUGCCAAAUAUGAAUUAUGUAUUAAUUAUGGUGGUAAUGAAUACUCUGUGACUGACAACUCUUUAUGUUGAAUAGUAAAGUUGUAUUUUUGAAGUGUGAA